Effrenium voratum is the source of this 1071-nucleotide messenger RNA. The record is from the annotation of a GenBank genome assembly. NCBI's taxonomy places the organism in Eukaryota, Dinophyceae, Suessiales, Symbiodiniaceae.
AUGUUUUUUCUUCGUUCUUGUCCGCUCCUUCGGAACGGUUGUCGCGGGCAGGAUCGGGAUCAUGCUCAUCACUCGAACCUGUGGCAGUGGCCAGUCAAGGAGCUCAAGGCCCGCCUCGAAGCACUGGGGGCUGACCUGAAGGGCGUCACCGAAAAGACAGAGCUGGUGAAUCUGCUGGAACAGCUUCAGCCAGCCCCCAAGAAGGAGGAGGUCCCGCCGUUCGAGCUGAUCGGGAUCAUGCUCAUCACUCGAACCUGUGGCAGUGGCCUGUCAAGGAGCUCAAGGCUGGACCGGUACCCCGGAGCCGCACUGCUAAGCCCGGCCAUGCUUGUGCUGAGUGAGGCCCGCCUCGAAGCACUGGGGGCUGACCUGAAGGGCGUCACCGAAAAGACAGAGCUGGUGAAUCUGCUGGAACAGCUUCAGCCAGCCCCCAAGAAGGAGGAGGUCCCGCCGUUCGAGCUGAUCGGGAUCAUGCUCAUCACUCGAACCUGUGGCAGUGGCCAGUCAAGGAGCUCAAGGCUGGACCGGUAUCCCGGAGCCGCACUGCUAAGCCCGGCCAUGCUUGUGCUGAGUGAGGCCCGCCUCGAAGCACUGGGGGCUGACCUGAAGGGCGUCACCGAAAAGACAGAGCUGGUGAAUCUGCUGGAACAGCAAAAGGCGGCGCUGUGCGAAUUUGCCCACGGGGCAGCAGCCCUUUCGCCGGCAUCGAGGCCGCGGAGCCGGGGUUGGGGGCUCGGCGAUGCCGCCGAGCUGCUCGAAUGCGGUCAGGCCAUGCCGAGCCCUCCCAACCCUGAGGAGCCCUUUGCGCAUUUGGAGGAGGACGAUUGCCACAGCUUGAAGAGGCCUCGAGGACCGUUACCUUCGCCAACGCCAGAGGCCCGAGAUCAUGCCCGGCAUUCUGAACUUUGGGACCUGCCGGUGAAAGAGCUCAAGGCGAGGCUUCGCGCCAUUGGCGCUGAUUUCACCGGACUGGCCGAAAAGACGGAGCUCAUCAUGCUCCUCGAGAGGUCGGUGGAGCUCCGAAGGAAGGAGUACCUCCACACCGAGAACAUUCCGACCUUUGUUCUCUGA